Messenger RNA from Cryphonectria parasitica EP155, 1718 nucleotides. Its product is annotated as MFS general substrate transporter. The record is from RefSeq and is a predicted model, not a curated record. The transcript is spliced from 7 exons. Bases 1 to 1551 code for a protein of 516 amino acids. Gene Ontology annotation, molecular function: transmembrane transporter activity. Gene Ontology annotation, cellular component: membrane. Gene Ontology annotation, biological process: transmembrane transport. NCBI's taxonomy places the organism in Eukaryota, Fungi, Ascomycota, Sordariomycetes, Diaporthales, Cryphonectriaceae.
AUGAGCAGCAAGAUUGACGAUAGCCCACGGGCUGAACAUAUCCAGGAUCAAGAUCUCAGCGGAGAUGAGAAUGUCGAUCUCGAGACUACGGAGCAUUUGCAGCGGCUGACGCCGGACGAGCUUGCAGUUGAGAAGAAGCUGAGGAAGAAGAUCGAUUUCAGGAUCAUGCCACUUACCGUCCUCAUUUACCUCAUGAACUACAUUGAUCGAAACAAUUAUGCCGCUGCUCGGCUUCAAGGGCUCCAGGACGACCUGGGGAUGACCGACAACCAGUAUCAGAUUGGCCUCUCGACCUUGUUUGUUGGAUACGUUCUCAUGCAAGUGCCCUCAAACGCUUUGCUGAAUUAUGUUGGACGUCCGUCCAUAUACAUUGGAUUCUUUACAACGAUUUGGGGAUUGGUCUCUGCCCUCACCAGCCAAGUCCAGAGCCCUGGUGGGAUCAUUGCCGCACGAUUUGUUCUUGGUUUUGUUGAAGCCCCUUUCUUCGCCGGCAUUCUGUUCUACCUCUCCAAGUGGUACACCAAAGAGGAACUCUCCCUGCGUAUGGCCAUAUUCUAUUCCGGUUCCCUCGUCAGCGGCGCAUUCGGAAACCUGAUCGCCGCGGGUAUCUUGAAUGGCCUGGCUGGGAAGCGUGGCUACGCUGCUUGGCAGUGGCUGUACAUCAUGGAGGGGUCAAUCACCAUCUUUUUCGGCCUUCUCCUGAUGCUCGUCCUGCCCGACUUCCCAGACACGUGGAACAGCCUUUCGGACGAAGAGCGCCGCGUCGCCAACCGACGUCUCGCCAUCGAGGCCGCCGAGGCCGACAUCGAUGAGAAACACGGCAUGUCGCACCUGCGCGGGAUCAAGCUGGCCCUUCAGGAUCCCAAGACAUACCUUCUCGCUGUUGCUUAUCACGGCCAAACGGGGGCGGCGGGCAUUCAGAAUUAUUUCCCUACUCUCACCGAGACCGUGACGCCGAACCACAUCGAUGCUCUGCUGCUUUGUGCACCGCCGUAUUUGUUCAUGGUCAUCUGGUCCUUUGCGCACUCGCGAGUUUCUGAUCACCUCAAGAAGCGUUUCUGGUUCUUUGUGUACCCAAUACCCGUCACAAUUGUCGGCUUUAUCCUGUUUAUGACGACCAGCAGCUUCGGAGCUCGUUACUUCAGUCUCUUCCUACAGGUCUUUGUUUUCGCAAUGAACGGCACGCUCUACGCCUGGAUCUCCUCCUCCAUCCCUCGACCUCCCGCAAAACGCGCCGCCGCAUUCGCCUUCAUCAACUCCGUAGGCAACGCUGCCUCGAUCUGGACCCCCUUUACCUAUCGAGAGCAAGACGCCCCCUACUACCGACCUGCUCUCGGGGUGUGCAUCGGGCUGCAGUGCAUCGCCUUUGCCUGCGCCCUCGCGCUUCGCGUCCUCCUGCAGCAACAGAAUAAGAGUCUGGCGAGGAUGGAAGAUGCUGGGGCCCAGCUCACAGAGAAUGACACAAGGAAGCUGCAGCUGACGGCCGAGGUGGAGGGUAUCAGUGUUGAGGAGGCGAGGAGCCUGCAGAGGGGAUUCCGGUAUUUGAUUUGAGGGUGUGGCUCGCCAAUGAUGCGCCUUUCUACACAUAGGCCUGGUUCAGUGUAUUGUAGGAACCUUCGUAUGAUGUGUUUGGCUUUCCCUCUUAUGUUGUAAAGAAUUGAGGAAGACAACUGUAAAGAGAAAGAAGAAGAAAAAAUGUCUUCGCUCUGGCGUGAUUC